AUGGCUGCUACCAAUGUGAACACAAAAUCCAAAGAAGAAACAUCUGCUGGUUUAGUGUCAAGUCCACCAGAUGCAUCUGAUAAUGAAAAUAAACGUUAUGAAACUGUUGAACGUGGUCAAUUACAUACACUCAAUUAUCGAUGUUAUUUUCGCGAUCGUCAAACACAAACAUUUGUUUCACCAUUCCAUGACAUUCCAUUAAUGUAUAAAACAACGUCAAAUGAUUCAACAAAUCCUAUUUUUAACAUGAUUGUCGAAGUACCAAGAUGGACAAAUGCCAAAAUGGAAAUAAAUAAGCAAUUAAAAUUGAAUCCAAUUGUACAAGAUAUUAAAAAUAAUAAGCCACGAUUUGUACACAAUGUUUUUCCUUAUCAUGGUUAUUUAUGGAAUUAUGGGGCUUUACCACAAACAUGGGAAGAUCCUAAUCAUACUGACUCAGAUACAAAGACAACGGGUGAUAAUGAUCCAUUAGAUGUGUGUGAAAUUGGAACAAAAUUACAUUCCACUGGUUCAAUUGUACCAGUGAAAAUUGUUGGCGUUCUUGGGUUAAUUGAUGAAGGUGAAACAGAUUGGAAGUUGAUUGGUAUUGAUAUAAACGAUAAGUUAGCUUCAAAAAUUGAUGAUAUCAACGAUGUUGAGCAACAUUUACCUGGUCUAUUAGACGCUACACGAAGAUGGUUUAAAUACUAUAAAGUUCCAACAGGUAAACCACCAAAUGUAUUUGCCUUAAAUGAACAAUUUGCUGAUAAAAAAUAUGCAAUGAGAGUCAUUGAAGAAACACGUAAAUACUGGGAAAAAUUGGCUAGUGGUGAAACAAAAGUGCCCGAAAAGGUAUGCUCAAUUGCUAAUACAACAUUGAAAAAUGCCGGUACAGUAGGAAAAGAUGAAGCUGAAAAAAUCGUUAAUGAAAAUGAAGAGCAUAAACAACCGGCCAAAGUUGAUGUUUCCGUCCACGAUCUAGCCUAUGUUGUUGACAAUGAAAAACGUGCACAAUGA
Didymodactylos carnosus is the source of this 996-nucleotide messenger RNA. Lineage: Eukaryota; Metazoa; Rotifera; Eurotatoria; Philodinida; Philodinidae. The record is from the annotation of a GenBank genome assembly.